Messenger RNA from Helianthus annuus (common sunflower), 687 nucleotides. RefSeq lists its product as uncharacterized. Lineage: Eukaryota; Viridiplantae; Streptophyta; Magnoliopsida; Asterales; Asteraceae. The transcript is spliced from 4 exons. The coding region runs from base 1 to 687 and encodes 228 amino acids. The record is from RefSeq and is a predicted model, not a curated record.
AUGGGUUUCAUUGAUUGGACCAUUAAGAAACCGGACCAGACCGCUGCGAUAUACAUAGGGUGGAUGAGAUGUGAUGCGAUGAUCAAAGGUUGGCUAAACACAACCAUGGAGAAGGAUAUACGAAACAAUGUUAAGUAUGCUAGCAUGGCGGAAGUAACUUGGAAUGACCUGAAAGAAAGAUUCGGGAAACGAAGUGCCCCUAGGGGGUACGAGCUCAAGCAAACCCUUACAACCACACGACAAGACGAAACAUUAGUGUUAACAUAUUACAUGAAGCUUCGUGUUUUAUGGGAUGAAUUGAUCGGAAAGAAGCUGAUUGAUUUAAAGGAAAAAAAGAAACUAUACGAGUUUCUGCUCGGGUUGGAUGGUGAUUACUCGACCAUAAGAACUCAAAUUAUGGCCAUGAACCCCAUGUCGACUCUUGGAUUGGCUUAUCACCUUGUGUCGGAAGAUGAACAAAAAAGAAAUCUGACAAUAGGGAAACGAACAGGUGUUGAUCUUGCUGCCUUUCAAGCCUUUGUUCCCUCAAACCUUGACUGCAACCAACAGACCAAUAAGAACAACCAAAGGGAAGGAGACGACAAAGGAGCAAAAGUCGAUGCCUCACCCGUAGCCAAUGUGGCAUUAGGUACCCCCACGACAAACAUGACAGGGCUUGAACUCAAGGACAUUGAUUGGAGUGGGUAG